Didymodactylos carnosus is the source of this 1509-nucleotide messenger RNA. The record is from the annotation of a GenBank genome assembly. Lineage: Eukaryota; Metazoa; Rotifera; Eurotatoria; Philodinida; Philodinidae.
AUGGUACGAUUUAUACUUUUAUUGUUAUUUUUGGUUUUUCAUGUAAUCGUUCAUGGUAUAAAUUUUUCUACAUUAUCUGGACGAAAACCCACAUCACCAUUUGAAGAAGUACUAACGAAUCAAGCAAAAGCCCAACCUCCAUUCCAAAAAUUUCGUCGUAGUUCUAAAAGUCUCGAUGGCUACACUACUAAAGCUAAAGCUGACUACAUCGAUUCGUUACCAGGUAUACUCUCUUCCGAAAUUAAUUUUCGGCAAUUCUCCGGAUAUUUAACGAUUAAUGACAGCACAAAACAUAUCUUCUAUUGGUUUGUCGAAAGUCAAAGUGAACCUGAGAGCAAACCACUAAUAUGGUGGAGUAAUGGAGGACCCGGAUGUUCCGGUUUAAUUAGUUUAUUCGAAGAAUUCGGACCAUUUCGUGUUCAACCCGAUAACGUUACAUUGCUAAAAAAUCCUUAUUCAUGGAAUCGUGUAGCUAAUUUUUUGUUUGUCGAAAGUCCUGUUGGUACUGGUUUCAGUUACAGUGAUGUUCCGGAACGUGAUUAUCUUGAAUGGACUGACUUGCAAACCGCACAAGAUAAUUAUUUUGCAAUACAAAUGAAGUCAAAUGAUUCAACUCAAAUCAAUCUCAAAGGUCUCAUGAUUGGUAAUCCUCUUAACGAUCCAUAUUCUUUAGAAUACGUUGGAAAUGUUCAAGCUUUUUGGGCACAUUCUCUCAUCGAUAAACCAACAUGGGAUAAUGUAGUUCGAUAUUGUAUUGAUCCUUAUGAUCGGGAUCCAUAUAAUUCCGAAACUGGAACUGGCUUUCAGCCAUGGAAUGACCCUAUGUGUAUUAAAUACGAUACCCAGGCUAAUUACCUUGUAGCACCACAGCUAUAUAAUUCUAGUUAUACGCGUGGACUUGAUCCUUAUGCACUCGACGCUCCAUACUGUACGUCUGCUCAAAAUCAACGCGAAACGUUAUGGUAUCUUCGGAACAAAGUAUCCGCAUUGAAAAAUAAUUCGACCGUCAAGUUUCGAGCAUGUGUCAACUCGUUCACAGUGGUAUAUCUUGGUUUGUCAAAUGUGCAAAAAGCUAUUCAUGUUCGAUCGUCUAAAAUUCCUCCGCAUAAUAAUAUAGAUGACAAAGCGAACAAUUGGAUCGAUUGUUCAACUCUGAUAGCGAAUGAAUAUAGCAUUAUAAGUCAGAAUACCUAUAUGACUUCGCAUUAUACUUACUUGUUAGAUAAGAAACCUGACUUAAAAAUUAUUAUCUUCAGUGGUGAUGACGACGGAGUAUGUGCAACUGUGGGAACUCAAUAUUGGCUAUACGGUAUGAAUCUCACCGUUAUAUCUCCAUUCCAAGCAUGGUAUCAUACAGCUAAACCGGAUCAAGUCGCUGGAUAUAUAACAAAAUUUAAGGGAAUCACCUUCAUUACAAUACACGGCGCUGGACACGAAAUUGCCCUUUAUUCCCCUGGAGCAGCAUACACUUUCUUCCAAAAUGUUAUAAAUGGGAAAUUUACGUCAUAA